GUCUUGGUCAUGGUGUGGGAUGGGACUCUUGUUAACAGGACAGCGCGGCAGGCCGUCGCCGGGCAGAGCAGUCUGAAGAGGAGUCGCGUUGUUCUCGGGGCCUAUACUUCCGUCAUUUUAUAUCUCACUGGACAAACACAGAGGACACACGUCUGCAUGUGAGACCGUAGUAAUACCACUCGUGAUUCUGCCGGAUAAAUCAAUCUGUGCCCUGCUGAAGCUCGGGGAAACUUGUUUCGUGCGGACAGCAGCCUGGAUCUCACCCUGAAACAGGCAGACGUCAGAGACCUCGCCUGCUCGUUGCUGCUGCCGCCGCUACCGCUGCUGCUGCUUAAUUUUUAUCUAAUCACAGCAUUGUUUGAGGGAUUACACCGCUGCCACAUGCACUAUGUAGCGCAGUGAAUGGCAUGCUGCUGGUAGCUGUUAGACGUUUAUCGGCUUUUUAGUUUUAAACACCGUGCCUUGGCGGAAAGGAGAGGAUUUCGUUUUAUUUAAGGUCAAAGUGACGAUGAAUGAGCAGGAGAGUGGGGUAGUUUCCUUUGAUGAAUAUGUGCGGCAGAAGGCCCGCACUGUGCCUCAGCACAGGAUGAAGGAGUUCCUGGAGUGUCUUGCCAAGGGCCCAGAGGUGCUGCAGGAGUUCAGCCAGCAGGGAGGGGCAGCCACCACCACAGCCAUGGUGUAUCAGCAGCAGGGUACCAACUGUGUCUACACAGACAGCACCGAGGUGGCUGGAUCGCUCUUAGAGCUGGCCUGCCCAGUACAGGUGACUUCUGCGGAGAUUUCACCUCAACUGUCUGUGCACCAGGGGUCUGAACAGCAGCUUCAAGUGCAGGUUCAGAUCCAGGAACAGCAGGGCCAAACAGUUGGUCAGGUUCUUCAGGUGGCCUCCCCGUCUCAGCAGGACCUGCAUGGAAUCUCCACAGCCCAGCUCAUCCAGCAGGGAGAGCUCACAGAGGAACAACAACAGCAGAUUCAGGCACAGUUGGUUGCAGCUGUAGCCGGAGGACAACAAAUCCAGUUACAAGGAGCGCAGCAUAUUCAGCUGCCAGGGGGUCAGCAAAUCCAACUCCAGGCUGGACAACAGAUUCAACUACAGGGGGGGCAGCAAAUUCAAUUACAAGGUGGCCAGCAGAUCCAACUGCAGGGUGGACAACAAAUCCAGCUACAAGGAGGCCAACAGAUCCAACUACAGGGUGGACAACAAAUUCAGCUACAGGGUGGCCAGCAAAUCCAGAUCCAGACCAUAGAGGCCAUGUCUCCUUCCCAGCAACAGGACUCUCCCAGGGAGGCAGAGAGGAGGUCCGGCACUGUCUCAACUGUUCUCCAACCUGCCAAGAAGCGUAAGGUGGAUGUCCCCCUAGCUGUUUCCUACGCUGUUCCACAGGGUCAGCAGGUGGCCACAGUUCUGGCCAUCCCACAAGGGCAGCAGCAAAGCUACGUGUCCCUACGGCCAGAUUUGCUCACAGUCGACAGCGGUCAGUUGUACAGCACUACAGGAACAAUCACAGGUCCCACGGGUGAGACCUGGACCAUCCCUGUGUACUCCACUCCACAACAGCAGGGUGUAACUCACAUCGCCAUACCACAGGAGUCAUACAGCACAGUGCAAGUCACCACCACCAACGGUAAGGACAAAAUGUCCCCCAGCUCCUCGUCACGGUCUGCAGAUGUGCAGAUGGCCUCCACCGGGACUCAGGAAGAAAUAGUGCAGACCCUGUUUCCAGCGCAGUUCAUGAACGGGAACAUUCACAUCCCUGUGGCAGUGCAGACUGUGGGAGGAACUUAUAACACUACACAGUCGGUACACAUAUGGGACCCAAAUCAACAGCAGAGCCAAGGAGAAGAGGGACAAGAACAGCAGCUCCAUCUGCAGGGGCAAGUAGAGACAGAGGCUCAAGCUGAGCCGCCUACAGAGAUUCUGGUUCCUGUCUGUCUAAAGCCAGAGGAGGGCCUGGAGGUCUGGCGUCUGUGGGUGAAGCGAAAAAACGCAGAGCUAAACAAGCAGGAGAAGACAAAGCUUGCACCCAUAGGACGUCGUCAGCCCCUGCGUUUUCAAGAGGACUUGGUGUCCAGUGCUGUAGCUGAGCUAAGCCUGGGUCUGUCCCUGAUGACACAGGAGGCACGUGGCUCUGAGGAAGAGCAGUUUGCUCCUGAUGUUCUGUAUUAUGUCUUCUUGUGUAUACAAAAGUAUCUCACUGAAAAUGGACGUGUGGAUGACAUUUUCUCUGAUCCAUAUUACACACGUUUCUGUGGGUCUUUACACAACAUCCUGGAUGGUUGGAAACCCAGUGUCCAUCCAUUAGGUUACAUCAUUCCAAGUCAUGUGACAGAGGAAAUGCUGUGGGAGUGUAAACAGCUUGGUGCACAUUCACCAGCCACACUGCUCACAACUCUAAUGUACUUCAAUACCAAGUAUUUCCGCCUGAUAACACCUGAACAGCACAUGAAAGUAGCUUUCUCUAAGGUCCUAAGACACACGAGGAAGAACCCUACUAAUGCCAAGGACAAAGCAACCAGUAUCCGCCUUCUCAAAGGACAAGGUCCACACAGUGCCGCGCAGAAAGGAACUGAUGACAUGUAUGAAGAACAGGUCGAGGAUCCAGAGAAUCCUCUUCGUUGUCCCAUUAAACUUUACGACUUUUACCUCUUCAAAUGCCCUCAAAGCGUUAAAGGACGUAACGAUGCAUACUACAUGACUCCAGAGCCUGUCGUCGCGCCCAACAGUCCGAUGUGGUACUCAUCACAACCCCUCACGAGUCAGCAAGUGGAGCACAUGCUGGCUCGCAUCAUCGUGGUCCGAGAGAUCCAGGAUAUCAUCAACGCCUGUCCGGAGAACAUGAGCUAAACUGAAGGGACUGGCUGGACUGACGGGAACUAGCUCUCCAGUCGCUGAUUGUUGACUAUGCAGUACCUGUCCUGACUCUAUAAACAUCACUGACCAUCUCAAAUAAAAAUGGAUCAACUUCUGAAACAAUCAUUUUCUUCUUCUGAGGAGUGUAUCAUGAAUGCACUCACAAGAAUUUCUCUUCUUACUGAUUGGGUGGACUGUUCUUUCUACCUACGUAAGCCAUCGCCUCUGUAACCUUUUAAAUUGAAGUUAAGCGAGUCUUCAGUCUCGCCACUGCUGGAUCAUGAUCAAUCUUUCGGGCUCCUGCUCUCUCAGCUGAGCAGAAGUGGUACAUUUUCCUGUAAAAGUCAAGUCUUCUCCAUAUACGAAGAUAUUUAACCCAUCACUUCUUAACCUCACAGACCGGUAACCACGUCUUACUUCUCCCUAAGGUCCCGCUAUGAUACAUGACAUCUUAACGGACAGUUACAGGGACCACUGCUUCAUGACUGUUUUGUAUACUGACUGCAUUUUGGAUCAUGUUAUUGAUAUGUUCAAAACUGAAGAACUUGUGCCUGUUUUUUUUUUUUCCGACUAUGACAUAAUUUAUGCUUGUGGAUCAUUGAGUGAGCCAAACCUCAGACAUUCACAAGAUCAAGUGCUAUAUUGUAGUCAUGCAGGAGGUUGUAAACAUUUUUUCUCAGGUCAAAGUUAUCAAUUGAAACACUCUUCAAGGAUUUUUUGCCAACUUACUCCUGUAUGUAUGUAUGUAUAGUAGGUUAUUAAACAGAAUAUGCAGAUGGAAACAUCUUUGUUUAGCUAAUGCAGUAUUAAUCCUUGUAUCAAGAGUCAUGUCAAGCAGUUCAACAAUGAAAAGUGCUAAGCGCCAUGUUAUCUGUGGGAAUGCAACUCUGUUGACAUUUGAAGUAAGGAUUAGCUGUGGGCCUUUUAAAAAUGACUUCUUACAUCAACAGCAUCCAUAGCUUAGUGGUACCUCUGAGGAAAUUACAUGUAAAUGUGGAUUUACUACAUUGACAAAAAUAGUUAUAAUACAGUUCACUUGUUUAUUACUAAAAUGAGUUGUAUAGCACUGUA
Lates calcarifer (barramundi perch) is the source of this 3922-nucleotide messenger RNA. Its product is annotated as transcriptional regulator QRICH1. NCBI's taxonomy places the organism in Eukaryota, Metazoa, Chordata, Actinopteri, Centropomidae. The transcript is spliced from 12 exons. The record is from RefSeq and is a predicted model, not a curated record. The coding region runs from base 509 to 2845 and encodes 778 amino acids.